AUAAUGUCACAUAGCGAGUCACAUAACGAAUCACCUAUUCUUGCAGCUACAAUACCAGCAACAGAUGAUAUAGUUCCACACGUUGUUCUAAAUACCACGAUCGGUAGUCCACCACAUUCUAGUAAUAUGUCAUCACCAACAACACCAACCUCUUUAGCAAGUUUUCGUUUUGGUAGUAAUUAUAAUUACAAUGACGUUAGUAGUAAUAACAGUAGUAACGAUAAUAUUAUACCCUUUUAUAGACGACCUAAAUUUAUAUCAAUUAUUUCAACUAUUGCUAUAAACUUUAUAUUUCCUUUUAUCAAUGGUGUAAUGUUAGGAUUGGGGGAAAUAUGUGCAAAUGAGAUAGCAUUUAGGAUGGGAUGGUUUGGACUUAGGAAUGUCCCAAGUAGUGGUAAUAAUGGUAGAAGUGGUAGAAAUGCAAUCCCACUUGGACCUAAAGAAAAAUAUGGCUCAGGAAUUGGAAUAAUUAAACUUAAAAAGAAAAAAGUUAUGCCGGAUGGUAAAGAAGUUGAGGUUGAGGAAGGUGAUGGUGAAAUUGUUUAUGCACAAAUGGCACCAGUUGGACCAAUUGCUUAA
This is a messenger RNA of Entrophospora candida, 579 nucleotides long. The record is from the annotation of a GenBank genome assembly. NCBI's taxonomy places the organism in Eukaryota, Fungi, Glomeromycota, Glomeromycetes, Entrophosporales, Entrophosporaceae.